Messenger RNA from Acaulospora colombiana, 522 nucleotides. The record is from the annotation of a GenBank genome assembly. NCBI's taxonomy places the organism in Eukaryota, Fungi, Glomeromycota, Glomeromycetes, Diversisporales, Acaulosporaceae.
GACCCAGCAUUGAAAGAGAUACCCACCCCCUUCAGGACAAGCAAAUAUGUAUCCAGGAUCAGCACAAGCAUACCAGGAGAAGACUUUGGCGCUGUACCAAAAGAAACAUCAGGAUACAGAUCUCUUGCUGCGUACGGGGUCUCUGUAGGGGCUAUGACCUCUCCUAAAAGAAACCCAUCCAGACCAUGGUCCCAUAGAAGGGGAGAGUACGAUGGGGAACACAAAGGUCAAUCACCCCCCUUCCUCCUCUUACACGAGUUGAAAUGGCCUGAAAGCUGGUGCAAUCUGAUGGCAUCAGGCACCUGGUCCUUAGGGCUGUGGAUCAUCAAUAACAGAUCAUUAGAGAAGACCUCAUGCGCACUGGAACUGUGUCUCCUCUCGGAAAUAGCUACCAAUACUGAGUUGCGAGGAUAUGUCACGAGGGUUCACGGUGGUCAUCUCUACAAAACUCUCGAUGCGGAGGAUGGGAGUUCAUCACAGGUUCGGCAGAUUUGCAUACAAUCUUCGUGGACAGGGGCAUGA